This is a messenger RNA of Scatophagus argus, 2112 nucleotides long. RefSeq names its product acyl-CoA thioesterase 9, tandem duplicate 1 (gene acot9.1). The transcript is spliced from 16 exons. The coding region runs from base 172 to 1476 and encodes 434 amino acids. Gene Ontology annotation, molecular function: fatty acyl-CoA hydrolase activity. The record is from RefSeq and is a predicted model, not a curated record. NCBI's taxonomy places the organism in Eukaryota, Metazoa, Chordata, Actinopteri, Scatophagidae. Gene Ontology annotation, cellular component: mitochondrion. Gene Ontology annotation, biological process: acyl-CoA metabolic process.
GUAGCAGUGGGAGGGACCGGAGGCCAGUACGGAAGUUCUCCUAAGGUCUGGAGCCUGCUCUCUAUGACUGCUCUUCCCUGAAGUGGAAAUCUGUGAUUUUCCACAUAUUUGGCCGCUCACGAGCUUUGUUUGUACCCCCGAAACUUAAACGCUGACAUCCCGGACCCUACAAUGCUCUUACAGAGGUUUCUGCUGCUCCGGUCAGCUGCGUCCUCGACAAGCAGGUCGUUCUGCACAGGGGGUGUAAUGAAGCAGGGCAAGGCGCCUGACAUGAUUGAAGGAAAUCCACUUUUACAUGUGUCAAAUGUGCGAAACAGGCUGAGAGAAAUUGUUGGAGCUUCCACUAACUGGAGUGACCACCAGCAGGCCAUGGCAGAGCGUGUGUCGCUGUCGUCCAUGUUGGCAAAGUCUCAGUCUGACCUUCCGGUCAAGAGAAUGAAGGACAGCUACUUGGAGGUCCACCUGCCUCUGGGCUCUGAGCCACAGCUCAGAGAGAAAUACCUGACCUUCCACAACACUGUCAGGUUUGGUAGAAUCCUGGAGGAUUUGGACAGUUUAGCAGUCCUCAUCUCUUACUCUCACACCUAUAAUGCUGCACUGAAGAGGUCUCCUCUGUCCAUCGUCACAGCCCUGGUGGACAAGAUCGACAUGAGGCAGCACAUCAUCUAUCCUGACAGCGACAUCAAGUUCACUGGUCAUGUGACAUGGGUGGGAAAGACCUCUAUUGAGGCCAAGAUGCACAUGUCACAGUACCGUGAUGGAGCUUAUGCCCCAGUGCUAGAUGCUACAUUUGUUAUGGUGGCCCGAGAUCCAGAAAACAAGAGGGCAGCUUUUGUAAAUCCACUAAAGCCAGAAGGCCCAGAGGAGGAGACAAUUUUCCAGCAAGGAGAAGCUAAUAAAUCCCGCCGUGUAGACCUCAGCACUGCGUCGUUGCUGAAGGUGGCUCCCAUAGAUGAGGAGAGGAGGAUCGUACACAGUCUGUUCCUCAACACGCUGGACACAAAAACGGUCAGUUUCCGCAGCAGAGUUCUGCCUCCAAACUCAGUGUGGAUGGAAGACGCCAAACUGAAAGGACUGGAGAUCUGCCACCCUCAGGAGAGGAACAUCUUCAACAGGAUAUUUGGAGGUUUUCUUAUGAGGAAAGCCUACGAGUUAGGCUGGGCCAACGCCUGCUCUUAUGGAGGAUGUCGGCCAAAUCUGGUGGCUGUUGAUGAUAUCCUCUUCCAGAAACCUGUGGACAUCGGCUCCCUGCUGCUGCUUUCAUCUCAGGUGUGUUACACACAGGGGAAGCACAUCCAGGUCAGAGUUCACAGUGAGGUGUUUGACCCGCUGACCCGCCAGCACAACACUACCAACGUGUUCCACUUCACCUUUGUUUCUGACCGCAACGUCCCCAACAUCAUUCCAAAGACAUAUGGAGAGUCGAUGUUAUACCUGGAUGGGAAGCGGCACUUUAAUCAGACUGUGGAACCUUGAAAGUAACAUGUCUGCUGCAUAUCAAAGUCUUACAUCGACUUCUUACAUCAAGUUCUGUCUGUCUGUGUGUGUGUGAGAGAGAGAUGAGAAAAAUCAGUGCAGUUAAUACAGUACACUUACCUUAUACCUUUUUAUGUCACGCCUUGUUAAGUUAAUGCAACCCACAUGGUGACCUGAUUCCUGUUACUUUAUUUGUUUGGGUGGUUUAGAUUUUGGUAUAGUGAGAACAACUGCAGUACAGCAGGAAACACAGCUUUUUUUGUUUUUCAUUUUAUAUUUGUAUUACUCUUUGUUUCACAGUUACAACCAAUGCAACAUCUACCAGACGGUUUGUUUGACAACCAGUCAGAGGUUUACAGCUUCUCAACAGUCAUGUUUGACUGGUGAAAAUGAAGCAAAGAAAGUCUUUCCAUAACCUCAUAUAUAUUGAUUUGCAUGACUAUGUAUAUUACAUUUUUUAUACAGUCACUUUUACGUACAACACUAUUUAAUUUCGCUUUUUUCUGCAGAAUGAGAGCUGUUAUUCUGAAUGUGUCAGACAGCUACAAGGGGGAGGAGGGUGUCAUUUUUUUCUGCCUUUAAAUCAUUUAUUUACUUGAAUGCAAUAAAUGAAUUACUAUUUAUGUUGAUUUUAAA